AUGGGACAGUCUAAAGCAGUUUUUCCAGGAUCACUCCCAACACAGUCAAAAGAAGCUUUAACAAGACUGCAACCAACAGAGUCAAAAGGAGCUACUGCAGUGCCACACCCUUGCAUGCAGAGUGCACCUCCAGAGUGGAAUGAGAUGAUUCAGAGACAGAUAGCAGCAGCCCAGUGUGCGGAGUCUGAGAAAUAUCAAGAAGAGAUGAAACAGCAAGGGGGAAUCCCUGAUCUCGAAGAGCAACAGAAUGAGAACACAGAACACACCUUGUACAACUACUAUGAGGAGAAAAUCCGUCCCUGUAUUGAUCUCAUUGACUCCCUGAGAGCGCUCGGAGUAGAGAAGGACCUGGCUUUGCCAGCAAUUGCAGUGAUUGGAGACCAGAGUUCUGGAAAAAGCUCAGUUCUAGAAGCCCUGUCCGGAGUCGCUCUUCCUAGAGGCAGUGGUAUUGUUACCAGAUGUCCCUUAGCCCUCAAACUGAAAAAACUGGCUCCUCAGCAGGAAUGGAAAGGGAAAAUUAGUUACCGGGAUAUAGAUGAAGAACUCCACGAUCCCGCAGUGGUGGAUAAUGAAAUAAGAAAAGCCCAGGAUGCAAUGGCUGGUGAAGGAGUGGGCAUUAGCCAGGAAUUAAUUUCCCUAGAAAUUAACUCCCCGAAUGUUCCAGAUCUGACGCUGAUUGAUCUUCCAGGGAUUGCUAGGGUGGCUGUGGGGAAUCAGCCACAAGACAUUGGAGAACAGAUCAAAAAAUUAAUUAAAAAAUUUAUUGCUAAGCAAGAGACUAUAAAUUUGGUAGUGGUGCCAAGUAAUGUGGAUAUCGCAACAACAGAGGCACUGAAAAUGGCUCAAGAGGUAGACCCUGAUGGAGAGAGAACGCUAGGGAUCCUAACAAAACCAGAUUUGGUGGACAGAGGAACUGAGUCGUCGGUUGUUGAUAUCGUACAAAACCUUGUCAUCCACCUAAGGAAGGGUUACAUGAUUGUUAAAUGUCGUGGGCAGCAAGAUAUUCAUGACAAGCUCACCCUGGCCUCUGCAAUCCAGAAGGAGAGAGCAUUCUUUGAGCAGCAUGAACACUUCAGAGUUCUUCUGGAUGAAAACAAGGCUACUAUCCCCAUUUUGGCAGAGAAACUUACAACUGAGCUUGUGGAACACAUUAAUAAAUCUUUGCCCGCUUUAGAAGAGCAAAUAAACAUUCAACUCCAAAAAGCAACUGAAGAGUUACGCAAAUAUGGCAAAGGCACACCAAAAGCAGAAGGCGAGAAGUUGUUUUUCCUAAUAGAUAAAAUCAAACUGUUUAAUCAAGACAUCGUGAGUUCAGCGGUGGGAGAAGAAAAGUUGUUUGAAAAUGAAAUUAGACUGUUUACAAAAAUCCGCACAGAGUUUCAAAAAUGGGGGAAGAUACUUGAUGACAGUGCAUUGACUGUUAGAAAAACUAUACAACAUGAAGUAUGGAGAUUUGAAGAACAGUAUCGUGGAAGAGAGCUCCCAGGGUUUGUCAGUUACAAAGCAUUUGAGACCAUUGUAAGACAGCAAAUCAUGGCACUAGAAGAACCAGCUAUUGAGAUACUGAAGAAAGUAAUUGAACUUGUCCGAAAAUCUUUUACAGAAGUUGCCAAAGAUCAUUUUGAGGAUUUUCACAAUCUUAACAGAGCUGCUAAGGACAGAAUUGAAGACAUUAAAGACAAACAAGCAGAGGAAGCUGAAACAAUGAUCCGAGUCCAGUUUAAAAUGGAGCAGCUUGUAUACUGCCAGGACAAUGUUUACAGACAAGACUUAAAAGUUAUCAGGGAAGAAACACCAACGGAAGCAGCCAACGGUCUGAACCCGGCCUCCUUGAGUUUCAAUUUUGGAACUGUUCCAACCCAGAACCACUCUGCCAUUAUGGAAAUGGGUUAUCACCUGGCGGCAUACUUCAAUAGUGCAGGUAAACGUCUCUCCAGCCAAAUUCCUCUGAUCAUCCAAUUCUACAUCCUUCAGGACUUUGGAGAUAAAUUACAGAAUUCAAUGCUGCAACUUUUACAAGAAAGAGAAAAAUUGAGCUUCUUUCUUCAGGAACAGAAAGAUGCUGCCGAUCAGAGACAUUUUCUGAGUGGACGAAUUCAUCGUCUUACACAAGCUCGCCUUCGCUUAGUAAAAUCUGUGCUGUAGCCUCUCUGCUUUAAAUGGUCUGUUUCAAAUGUCAGUUCUUGGUACUGAAAAGAUCUAUAAUCAGAGCUUUGUAUAAACCCUUUAGAAAUUGUGCAUCUGUCUACAUUGGCCUUAAAAACUGAAUUAACUAAGAGUUUAGCUAAAUCACGUAAUUGCUUUAACCGCAUCAGUUAUGUGUGUCUCACAUGUUCACCUGUGAACCAUUUUAUUUUGUUUUAGUUUCCUAUGCUUCUUUGUAAUUAUGUUGCUACAGGGAAACAUUCUGAAUGUGUUCAUUUUAACAAGUGAGGACAUGAGCUCUCUGGUACAGACCAUACAACCUUCAGUAAGCAAAUGAAUUAAACCAUAUUGCAUGAGAGACUGAAUCAAAAGUGUAAGUAUAUUUUAAAUGUGUGCUUUCCUUCUUACAUUUUUUGUUGUGUUCUUCCACAUGCUUUAUUUCAGCCCUGGAAAUGAGUUAGUCUAUUUUAACAUUUUGAAAUUAUGGUACAUAUUAAAAAAAAAAAAAAAAAAAAGGUAAAUGUCACUUUGCAAGUGUAGUGUAGGAUAUAAAGUUGUUAGAUGCUGGACUGAGAUCCUCUGUAUGUCACCUGAUGUCCUGGCCCAAUCACCGGCAAAGAACCUAAUCAUAAUGUGGCUCAACAAAUCAUGAGUUGAGACCAAGUUGUUUCUGUGAGUGUGUACUGUAAUUAUGCUUCUAUGAAACUCUUAAAACUUUUUAUACUGUUCUGGUAAAGCAACUGAGGUUGAUCCCAUCAGAGGGUUCAAUUGCCUACCCAAAGGAGUGGUAGAGAAGCAUAUGUAGCUCAUGUUGACCUGUUUGUUAGACACAAUGGAAGAGCUGAGGGGCAAAUGGGCAUAGAUUGAGCUUUCUUUAGUAUAUACCACAGCUGUGUGGUGUGGAAGCUUUCUUGGCCCUACUCAACUCCAGAAACUAAAGUCUCUAUUUAUAAAAAGAGGUACAUUACUCUGCUGCUAUUCCAUCAACAGUAAUGUGAGCUUAUGGUCUUAAAAGAAAAAAAGACCUGAAAGAAACACUUUUGGACACAAGUUUUCUUUGAUUAAACUUCGUUAUCCUUCAUAUGCAUUCAGUAGUGAACUUGGUGAAUACUUUUCUUUCAAGUAUCAUCAGAACACAGCACAUGCCUGUUACAACUAAAGAUAAGUCCAGUACCGACUCAAAUCCAACCUUUUAUCCGGCAAAAUAGCAAAAUAGAUACUUCCCCUCAGCCCUUACUGCCUUUAAGAUGAGCUUCCUUGCCACUUGUAAGUCCACUAAGUAUCACUAAAAUUGUCCUUCCCACUGAAGUUAUUUAGCAGUGGGGGGUAGUCAGCACUUCUGAAAGUCAAGCCAAGUAACCUGUUUAAAGAACUACCAGGAAGCUUGCUGAAAGGUUGGAGAAAAAACCAGCUCCCUUAGGUGCCCCAUCUUGUGCUUAAAUCAGAAGAGUAUCCUU
Molecule: messenger RNA, 3602 nt
Organism: Malaclemys terrapin pileata
Lineage: Eukaryota; Metazoa; Chordata; Testudines; Emydidae
Product: interferon-induced GTP-binding protein Mx1-like
Exons: 14
Coding region: 1-2145 (714 amino acids)
Biological process (GO): defense response to virus
Cellular component (GO): membrane; cytoplasm; nucleus
Molecular function (GO): GTP binding; GTPase activity; microtubule binding
Source: RefSeq, a predicted model, not a curated record